AUUUUACAAACUGAAGAAGGGCUUGCUCUAGUUAGCCGCCGGGCUGGAGGGCGGGGCUGGUAGGCUCGGGAGCACAGGCUCCGUGCUGUAUGCGGCCGUCCUCCCGCAUCGGAUGCUGUAGCGGGGGGGGCGUCCAAGAAGGCCGUGAGCCUGGGCCUUCCCCUCCCCGGGAGUUGUCAUCAUGACUUCCAGCGGGGGCCUGCUGGACCCCUCCCUGCAAACCGCCUUUCCCACGCCCAGCAGGAUCCCCGUGCUGGCCCGGAAAUGCCUGCUCCUCUCUGAGGGGGGGUCCCACGCCUCGGGCCGGGAGAAUCGGGAUCCAAAAGGAAUGGUGCAGAGGAAGAUUUUUCGUGCCCAGUUUCUCCAAAAAGACCAUGUCAGCUCUAAGCACAAGCUGAAGCAGCAGGCUGUGGGCUCGAAGGGGAAGAAAACCCGACCCCGGGCCCCCCUGGAGGAAAUCAGCCUUGGCUCUGCGGCCCAGAACGCGAGGGCUGAGCCUCCACCUGGGCCAGGUACUGCUUUGAGGUCCAAGAAGACCGCUUUUGUAGCCGCCGAUGACUGCUCGGACGGAAAAGAAGCGGCCGCUGCGAGGUCCCCUGGGAGAGGAGGGGCAAAAGCGAGAAGCCCUGGAGAUUUGACCGCCACAUUGCCAAGUAUGGAGGUGACUAGUGGUGCUCCCCGCUGCCGGACCGGUCUUGCUCAAAGAGUACUGAUCCGGGGAAACCAAAACCAAAAAGAUGCCUACUGUGGGGCACAGGUCCAGACGCCAGCUCAUCAUACCAGAUCUUCACUUUUCAGUAGCAAUCAGAAGUCAACAGAAAGAAGUGUCAUCAGCCAGGCCCAGAAGAGUAGUGAUUCAGGACAACCCUGGGCAAGAACAAGGCUACCAGCUCACCAACCCCCAAGAGAGCUGACUGUCCCUGCCUAUUCUGCAGUGCUGAACAGUUCCCAAAGUAGACGGGAAACCCACAGUCUUGCUCAGCAGGUGCUAUUGAAAGGAACACAUGAAGCCCCUCUCCCCAUGGAUAGCCCUGACUUCCCUUGGACUUCUCAUGGUCGGUUCACUCCUGGCCAGGUAGGCCAUGCCUCACCCUUUGGACUAGCCAAUCGAGUACCUGUCUCCCGUCCACCAGCUCUGACUUCCUAUUCCGUGGUGCGCCAUUUGGCUGUCUUCUCCAAGACUUCUCAGGCCACCCCUGCCCCAGCUUCCAGCCUUCAGGAGGAGCAGAUUGUUGUCAAGCAGUUGUAUGAAGAAAGCUGGACAGGUCUGGAGGAGAAGCCUGAGAAACCCUCCCCCAUAACUCCUCUUAACAGAAAAUCGCUGGAACUGAAUAAACACCAGGCAGAUCCUAGGGAUAUAGGAGUAGUAACCCCAUCCAAUAGGAUAUCCCUGGAGUUAAGCAAACACAAGGUGGACCCCAGAGAUGGUAAGGUUUCAGCCCCAUCCAACUGGAUGUCCCUGGAACUAAGCAGACACGAGGAUUCCAAAGAUGUUGGGGUAGGAACUUCAUCGAACAAGAUGUCCCUGGAGCUGAGCACGCAUGAGCGCAUCAAUAUCUUGAAGCAGCUACUACAACAGGAGGUAGAAGGGCUGACUAAGGUAGAAGAUAGCCACCAGAGUGGCAAGUCUCACCUUAAACUGAUCGAGCCCAAGCUGGCUAUGAUUCCUUGUAUCUCAGAACCCUCAGAUCAUUGUUCUGCACUUCCCAAUCCCCAAGGACCUAAACAGCAUCCCGAUGUUGGGGAACCCAUCUCUACUGGGAGUCCAGGCAUUCAAGAACUUACACAGCAACCUAACUUUGGCGUGUGUACCACAGCUUCUACCAACUUGACCUUUUUUCAGUGUCCCCUCUGUGGCAGCAUUCCUCUCCAUUCCCUUGACUCCUUACGGAGUCCCAUGGGCACAAUCGGUCCUGCUGUCCUAGCCCUAUGCCAGCAACUCAAUACAUGGCUGGAAGCCAUUAGACUUCUCUAUGAAGGCUGCCUGGAUGAUGAGUGUGCCUUCUAUACAGGACGAGGCAUUCCUGGCCCCCAGAGGAUCUGUAAGAAUCCUGUGGCCACAUGGCUGGAGAGGCAGGAGGCCAUGGAUUUUGUUCCAAUCUCUUCUCCAGAUCCCUAGGACUAUUCCAAAUCUCCCCACACUUCAAUCCUCCUUAUUUAUUAUAUGUGUAUCUUUUUUUUUAACCUUUCAAUAAAAUUUUGUGA
Messenger RNA from Sarcophilus harrisii (Tasmanian devil), 2205 nucleotides. It is a transcript of the gene TROAP, whose product is annotated as trophinin associated protein. The record is from RefSeq and is a predicted model, not a curated record. Bases 182 to 2119 code for a protein of 645 amino acids. The transcript is spliced from 12 exons. NCBI's taxonomy places the organism in Eukaryota, Metazoa, Chordata, Mammalia, Dasyuromorphia, Dasyuridae.